Molecule: messenger RNA, 4734 nt
Organism: Sparassis crispa
Lineage: Eukaryota; Fungi; Basidiomycota; Agaricomycetes; Polyporales; Sparassidaceae
Exons: 43
Coding region: 1-4734 (1577 amino acids)
Biological process (GO): protein ubiquitination
Molecular function (GO): ubiquitin-protein transferase activity
Source: RefSeq, a predicted model, not a curated record
AUGCAGACCGAAAAAAUGCGGGUGUUUGUCGAAGCACCGCCCAUAACCCCAGGAGGGGUACGGAGAAGACUUGUGGUGCCUAUAUUGCGAACGAAGACCGUGGCGGAUUUUGCAGAAGUGGUAGCGCGCCGAAUUGCGCUGAACAACGAUUCAGCUUCGGAUCUCACCCUUACUUUGGCUGACGGUUCGAUGCUCUUUCCGGAAGAUGAGAUACAAGACGUGGUCCAAGCGGAAGAUGUCGUGCAUAUCAAUUUUGCGCACAACCAGGAGACUGGCAACUCUUACCCUAUCUUGAGCCCCAAUAGCAACACGCAGCCUACAUCCUCGACAAAUCCACCCCAAAUGUCUCGGGACGCACCAGAACACAGACGAAACGAAGACACGUCCGCGUCUUUCACUUCAUCGAGCAGCGAAAAGCGAGUACGGAUUGCCUUGGUCACACCGAAAUUGGCGAGAAAUGUUGGAAAUGCAGACAUUGCCAGGGAAAUGGCGUUCGGAGGCAGUGCUGUUAGUGUCAAGCUCACUAUGGACAUUGUGCGCAGGGAGGCCGCGCGCACCUUAGGAUGGCUGGAGAAUCAUGAUGUGACGGAUGUAGAUCGGCCCACAAACUCAGCGUGCGAUCACAUUCAUGGAAGCUGCGCCUGCACUGUUGCUAACCAAAUUGUCGCGCAGGGGCGAUUCGAACAGUUUCACUGCCCGAGAGAAAUAGAUGGGACCGUUUGCGAUGACACAACUUGUCCUUACUCACACGCGGCCAUGGCGUCGGGAGAUUUGACAGGCCAUAUUGCCGAUAUCCAGUGUAAAAUUUGCACUGAGCUAUUUGGAUUUGCUUGCGAGAAAUAUUGUCCUCUAGUGCAGAAUGCAGGUUGCAAGCACAUCUUCCAUGCCCACUGUUAUUUUGCCAAGACUUUCAGAUCUCAAGGAUGCCCUGCUGGCUGUACGACUUCAUCUAUCGGUGUCGAGGCCAUACCCUUUGACAUGCAAGUACCGCAUCUGGUUGUGGUCCAUUCUGGAUCAAUUGUUGAGAAAGUGCCAAUACCCAUGCGCUAUCUUGCUGAACAUGGCGCGCAGAUAGAGCUGACAGAUGAAGAUGUGAUGAAUAUCCUUGCCUCUAAGUACUCAGAUCUCGGUCCCGGGCUUGUGGUCAGAAUGUACGGCAGGAAGUUUACAGGCAUGGUUUCAUUCCGACACUCAACUGUCGUCUCUAUCUGCUGUGCCUCUCGACAUGACGUGGAUGGCAUCCAGCGUUUCGCCUUGAACGGGCCUCCUCUUCCGGUGCUAAGUUCCCGCAGUGCAGUAGAUCUGCAUACCGCGUUCUCGCCGAUCUUGAAUGAAGCACCUUAUCUAACAAUUGAGGACCUUAUGCUGGACUAUGAUAUCCCCGAUGGCGAUGAGAUCGUCCUAUACGUCAACAAAAGGCCUAAGAUCAACACGAAGCCUAACACUGAGCAGCGAGUGGGGAAAGCAGCUGUAUACACGGCACGGGAUGAUUGGCAACCCGUAGUACGGCAGACAGAUCGAGGAAUGGCCGCGUUUCUGUCGUCACUGCUAGUGUUUGCGAAUUACCUGUCUGUAGCCGGUAACAGUAACGAGGAAAAGAAUAUGCAGAAUCGAGUUCUCAACCACUUACUAGCCUUGACGCGGUUCCCCCCUGCUGUGAGGGCGCUAUAUAUCUUGACACUGAAUGAAAGUCUUCUCCCCGAAGAAAUGCACGCUCUGAGCGAGACUGUCUACCAUCUCGCCCUUGACGUGUCGCAUCCGUUCGUUACGAAGGGAGACCUGUCUCGGGCGUUUGAAGGUGCACGCGUCUUGUUUGGCGUGCUGAUCGAGCGCACAAAGGGAGUGUUUACGUUCCCUGAGAGUGAUGUAAGAGCUUCUCAGUCAAAGCUCUUCUCUAAGGUUUUACUCUCCUGUGGCCUUUCUGGAGAGCCUCUUGACGAUGCUGUCCUUUAUGGUGACAUCCUCGUCAACCGUGCUGCGGUGUCAAUUAGAAGGCUGGGAGGGGUUCUGUUUGACCCGUCCGUCGGCACACCUGAAGUCACCCCAGUUCCUAUCCACGUUCAGCGUCUGAUUCAAUCCUCGGGGAGAAAAACAUCACAACUUAUUGUAUUCAAUGACAGUGUCGAACCUGUUACAAUUCUAACUCACUCCCUGAGGCCCAGCACCCUCGCCGCCGGAAUCGACAAAGCAAAUGUGGAGCUGCAGAUUCAUGCUCCAUUGAGCCUUCGCGAGGUUGUCACACCCGCACUUACUCUAGAUGAAGUAGGGUUCAACGCUGUGUACAUUGCGCGUGCUGCACCAUGCUCUGAUGGUGGAGAGGAUGGCUUUUUACUGCGGCCUUGCCAUGGGGGCGAAGUUGGGUUAGACGUCAAUCUAGUGGCGACAAAGUUGCAACCAAUUAUUGAGAGACGGAAAGCAAUCGGCGAAUGGGACAUUGAUGCUUUUGGGGCAUCGCGAACUGAUCGUUUGGACACAAGAGAGAUUGAAGAAGCCAUUGUUGUUGCGCUGGAUGUGUCACGUUCUAUGGAGCAGAAAUUUGAUGGUGAUAGUGACGAUGAGGAUAGUCAAGUGGAUUUUGAUGAGAUUGCUUUGAACAAGGCCAUGGAAGAAUUCUCGAAACGCCAUCAUCAGGCGAGUGAUGCACUUAUGCAAGCGAAGAUGUUUCUCACGAGUUUGGACUGCCUUGCUAGUGUGACACGCUAUAUAUGCCAUGGAGAGACAACAUUGCAUUCUGGAUCUGGUCGUCAACCACGUGUGAGGGCGGAAGAGGCUCUCAAAGAAUUAGUAGUCAUAUAUUCUCGGAUGCAUUCGGCACAAUUCCGAGUUAUGGAGUUUGCUCCGAUAAGAUCCUUCAACCUAUCGCGAUGGGAGGAUUUCAUUGCUGUGGCUACUGAUAACCUCACGAAACCACAGCUUCUGACCUACCUAGUGCAACAGGCCGCGGCGAUCAAAGAAAACGAGAACCUUCUUGCUUCAAAUGGAGUCCCUAAAAGAUUUAUUGAUCCUCUUAGUGGAGAAGUUAUGGUCGACCCAGUCCGUGCAAGUGAUGGAGUCAUUUACGAGCGAUCUCGGAUUAAUGCUUGGCUUGAACAUCGCUCAACGUCACCUAUGGAUCCAACAGUACUCAUUAAUUCGACUCUCGUUGCCAUCAGUAGUCUGCACAAUCCGAUUCGAACUUUCCUGGGUGGACGGCCCCGUGCAUCCUUGCAACAACAUCAGCAACCCUUGCUUAUCCGCGUGAAAACCAUGUGGGGUCGUGUGCUAGAGUACGUUCUCAACACCGAGGCGAACACUAUUCUAUCCGUCCUCUUUGAAAACUGGUUGUUCACUGGUCGCGCACCUUCAGUUUCAUGUUUAUGGCAUGGGUUGACGGAUUGCGGUGACGGAAGCAUGCGUGGGCGACGGCUCGAACCAGCGUCCUCUUUACGUAGCUUGCCAUCUCAAAUGCAAGUAUUCAGGUCUACAGAAGGCCUUGGGUUUUCUCUCGAUGUUGUGGAGCUCAAUCACCGAGUGUGGAGACAUGUCCCUGACAACGCUGAUCGUAUACGGAAGGAUUCGAGAUCGAUGAGCAGGUUGGAUAUAGUGAAGCAAGCCUUUGAGGCAUUCGUCAACAAAUCUGAGGCCUUUGACCACCCGAUAGCUAUUGGUUUAGUCACCUUCGGGAGACAAGUUCACGAGGUUCAGGAUUUGACAUUGCUGAAGGAACGAUUCCGUGAUAGCCUUAGAACAAUUAUGGCAGAUGGCGACACUCCUUUGUUUGACAGUCUUUCCGUUGCGCACUCGAUGCUGCAAACUUUCAAAGCCGAACAUCCUACUACAGCCUUGCGUAUCAUAUGUUUAACUGAUGGUUGUGACGUUGGAUCCAGUACCUUGCCCCACCAAAUCGCCAAGAAGCUGCAGCGAUCUAAAAUCACAGUCGAUUCGCUUGUGGUGCAAACGGGCGAUCUCACUAAUGUUCUCCAUCCAAUAUCCGUUGUCACAGGAGGAUAUUCGUUCAAAAUUGAUACGCUCGAGAACGCGCUCAAUAUUGUUGAACUAGAAACCGUGCUCCGCAUGAAGGAUCGGCUGGAACGUCCUCGACAACCCAUUGUCCGAAAUCCAUGGCGCCUUUUGGAGUACAAUGAUCUUUCUAAGUACCCUCUGGAUAUUGUUACGGCGGACGAAUGCCCCGAUCGCAAGCCGCACGCGCGGUUACAUGAACCGUUACUUGCCGCAUCGAGGGCCGCCGCUCGGGCCCUUCCACCGAGCACAGACAGGCAACGACGACUAAUGCAAGAGCUUCGAGAAGUCAUGAAUUCACCACAUCCUGCCAUUGACGUUUACUCGGGGAGCGAUCUAGCAUUCUGGAAAAUUGUGAUAGAGGCCCCGAAAGGUUCUCCGUAUGAAGGCGGAACCUUCCUGGCGUAUGUCGACUUCGGCAGCAACUAUCCUCAGUCGGCCCCAGAAGUGCGCUUCAUUACACCAAUCUUGCACCCGAACAUCAACCGGCACGGCAAAGUUUGCCAUGCUGCUCUAGAUAGAAGCUGGGUUGUCGAUAUGACCAUGAAAGUGAUCUUGCAGGUUCUAUACGGCAUUCUGCUCACUCCAGAUACCGAUAACCCUCUCGAUCUUCAUGCCACGAUGGAGUACAACGAUGAUACCGGUAUUCACGCCCAGAGGGUGCACGAGAUGGUUCAGAGACACGCAUUGAAGACUAGAGCAGAAUGGAAGGAGGUGCUCGAGGCAGAGGAUUGA